UUUACAAUCAUUAUACCAAAGAGAAUUAUUAUAUACAUUUACAAUUGUUAUACGUACGACUAGGCAGUAUGGUCGAAAGACGAUAGCCUGUCUAAUAAGGACCAAUUAAAAAAAAAUUGAAUCAUUACAAUCAGAGACAAAUAAACUAGAUGAUUACAAUUAUUAAUUAUAUAAAUACGUUUACAAUUAUUAAUUAUUAUUUCGCUUUGAACAUAUUUAACUAUAAUACCAGUACGUGAAAUUAUUUAUAAUAUGCCUGUGGAAAAGGAUCCACUGGUAAGUGAGAGAUCUGGAACCGUUCGAGAAGUUGGGAACCACGCAAUUUGGAGUUUAUCAUCAUGUAAACCAGGUUUUGGCAUAGAUCAACUGAGAGAUGAUUGCAUGGAUACAUACUGGCAGUCCGAUGGCCAGUUACCACACUUAGUGAACAUACAAUUUCAAAGAAAGACUAUGGUUUCUCAUAUCUACAUUUAUACAGAUUAUAAAUUGGAUGAGAGUUAUACACCAAGCAGGAUUUCAAUUAGAGCUGGUACUCACUUUAAUGAUUUGCAGGAAAUAGAAGUCAUUGAACUUAUUGAACCAUCAGGUUGGGAGAUGAUACCAAUUAAGGACAUCCAUGACAGGCCAAUCAGAACUUAUAUGAUCCAAAUAGCAGUUCUAAGCAACCACCAAAAUGGCAGAGAUACACAUAUGAGACAAAUUAAAGUGCAUUCACCAUGUGAACCUACAUCAUUUGAUUUUAAUAAAUUUAGGAAUUUCUCUACUGUCCAGUUUCAACAAUAUGCAACAAUUAGAUAAACAAAACCUUUGAAUACAUAAUAAACAAGUCUUUUUAAAAUUAAGUCAAUAUAUUAGUUGAAUUACAUGUUCGUACAUACUAUUUUAAAAUAAUGUGUAAUGAAAUAAAAUAUUUUUUUAAUCAGAAUCUUCACUUUCUUCACUUGCUUCUUGAAGCCAAUCAAAGAAUUUGACAAUUGAUGUCUGAUUGGCAAUAGGACUCUCACUCUCUUUUAACUCAUCAUGCCAUUCAAUCAGUGAGUCCUCAUCAACCACAUCUGCUUCAUAAAAUAAAUGAACAAUUUGUCCUGCUCUGUUCUCAAGCCACUCACAUUUAAUACAGCUAUCCUGAAAAAUAUAAAGUUUCUUAGAAUUAAAGUUCCUAAGUAAAUAUUA
Molecule: messenger RNA, 1173 nt
Organism: Manduca sexta (tobacco hornworm)
Lineage: Eukaryota; Metazoa; Arthropoda; Insecta; Lepidoptera; Sphingidae
Gene: APC10
Product: anaphase-promoting complex subunit 10
Exons: 3
Coding region: 253-798 (181 amino acids)
Biological process (GO): anaphase-promoting complex-dependent catabolic process; protein K11-linked ubiquitination
Cellular component (GO): anaphase-promoting complex
Source: RefSeq, a predicted model, not a curated record